Molecule: messenger RNA, 1275 nt
Organism: Fusarium keratoplasticum
Lineage: Eukaryota; Fungi; Ascomycota; Sordariomycetes; Hypocreales; Nectriaceae
Exons: 1
Coding region: 1-1275 (424 amino acids)
Source: RefSeq, a predicted model, not a curated record
AUGGACCCUUUUAUAUACCUCUCGUCGGAGACCCGAGCUCAAAUUCUCAUCCUACUACGCUCUGAGGAUGACAUGGGUCGACUCUGCCAGGCAUCGCCAGUCAUGCUGGGCCAUUUUCUUCACUACAAAUCAUACAUUUCUCGGGAGCAGCUAUCAACCGAUCUCGACAAUGACCUCCUUCAAGACGCCAUGGCCAUCGUUCACUUUCCUACGACCCGUAUCACCCCUCACGACGAGUACGAGACUGCGGUUGCUCUCCACAUGGCAAAGUGGUCGCGCAGACAAUUCCCCAACCUCCUCGUGACUGAAGACAGGAUAAGCAUUGUCAAACUUGGCGGCCUCUUUCGUCGACUGCACAAGUACAUGAGCGACUACAUGGCCAAGGCAACAUCAUCCAGCAUCCCGAGAGCAUACCUCUGCCUCGAUAACGUGUCGAAAGGACGGAGUCAUUCCAAAUAUACCCAUAAGACGUUCAACUUAAACAGGCUCAACUAUGAUGAAAAGAAGCGGCUCUUACAGACGUUUCUGAGGUAUGAGCUAUUCUACAAGGUCGAACACCCGCGAUUCAAGGCAGAGGGUGUCACGGAAAGAACCAGGUUUCUCGCGGUAAAAGGAGGCAACCGGCUACAGAAAUGGGAUUUGGAAGGAAUACGUUGUGUUCACGAGUAUGUCAGGUCUCUCUAUGGAGCCGUGUUGGCGCAUUGUAGCGGCGUCUAUCGACCUGAGCCUGAAGUGCAGAUUGCCAGCCGAGCAAGCCACUGGCAUUUCAAAGCCGACCUGUAUGGUUCCGACCUCGAGCUCCCUGGAAUUUACACUCACAAUACGCCAAUGCUGGCCGACUUUGGCUUCGAGCUCAUCUCGACCUUGAUCCAUGUGGCGACUCGAGGGGAGAAGGGCCGUCAAAAGGCGAUAAAAUGGUUCAAGUUGUUCGUCAAUGAGACUGAACCUACGUUGAAAAGAUCAAUACCAUUUCCUGGAGGCUUGGCUCUUAAUUUCGAUCGCCCACGUACUCGAGAAAAGGACUUUGAAAAGACUCCCAGCGUGUGUCAGAAGCUCUUCGCUGCUGUACGAAGCCAAGAGUGGCUUGGCUCCGCGUACGAACCCUCCGAGGCGGCCCUCCGUCGAUCUGUGUUCCGGCAGCGAGCCUGGUUUCUAUUGGAUGAUUCUCGUCUGUACCCACGACCUCGUCUCUCACAUUUCCCUUUGAAGCAACAUAUGAAGAAUCACAGCAGAAAGAAGUCGCUGUGCACCCAGUUCUCCCAGACACGGCUCUGA